UCCGAACCAAAGCAAAAUAACACUGUCCCAUUCCAACUUCACAAAUCAUAAUUUCAUUUUUUUUCUCUUUUCAUUCUUCAGCUUCGAAGAAAAAUGCAAUUUUGCGUUUCAUUGUUUUUCACUCUGUGAUCAAUUUUCACAGAACAAAGAUUUCUUGUUUUUUCUUCUAUUGUUGUUGAUUUUGAUUGUUGAUUGUUGAUGAUCAUCAUGGAGAAUUGUUCAAGAAGUGGUGUUCAUGAUUUCACUAUGGCUUCAAGAAAAGCUGAAGAAGCAACUUGGAGACGUUAUGAGGCAACACAAUGGCUUGAAAAUCAAGUGGGUCCUCUUGGAAUAUCAAAUCAACCAACUGAGAGAGAUCUUGUUUCUUGCUUGAGAAAUGGUUUGAUUCUUUGUAAGGCUAUUAACAAGAUUCAUCCAGGUGCAGUGCCAAAGGUUGUGGAUAAUCAAGUGCCAUUGCAAUCACUUACAUGGGAUUCCCAGCCUUUGCCAGCUUAUCAGUAUUUUGAAAAUGUCAGAAACUUUCUGGAUGCUGCUGCAGAAUUAAAGGUUCCAGCUUUCGAAGCUUCUGAUCUCGAAAGGGAAAGUGUAGAGAAUGGAUCAGCAGGAAAAAUUGUUGAUUGCAUUCUAUCACUUAAAGGGUUUCAUGAGUCAAAGCAGAUGGGCAAUCAGAGUGGAAGCAAACACGUGAAAUCUCCUUUAGUUUUGCAAUCAAUCAGUAGAUUGCAACAAAGAGCCACAACUGCAUUACCCUCUGAUGCAUGCAGGCGCUUGGAUUUGUCUGCAACAUCGGAAAAAAAGCCUCCUGCUGAGAAUAAUUCUCAAAAACGGGAAGCAGAAAUUACAGAAUCACUUGUCAAGAUACUAGUUGACCGUAUGCUUGAUGCCAAAGAAAAUAUCGACGGAAAACUUGUUGCUUCUCUUUGUAAUGGAGACAUGUGUUUACUGCAGGAUCCAUUAAUCCUAUUUAAUCAGAUUUUGACUAGUUAUUGUGGGGAACAGCCAUCUAUGAAGGUCCCUGAGUUGCCAUUGCUACUAAAGAAUUUUACAAAAGAAGGGAGUAGCUUACCACCUGAUUUCACUUCCAAACCGACAGAAUCAAAUGCUCUCUCUGCAAGUCAAAUUUCCAAGUGUUACAGAGCUUGCCCCGGAAAGUGCACAUGCAAUCACAAGCAUCUCAUAGACAUACAGGAAAAAGAACUUCAGGAUCUCAAGGCUUUGAAAUUGAAAGUUAAGAAUGAGUUUGAAGAGAUGCAAUCACAGGUUCAGAAAUUUUUCAAUGAUAUAGGAAGUCAAGUAAAUGAGAUGUCAACCAAAGCUCUUGGUUAUCACAAAGUAGUAGAAGAGAACAGAAAACUAUACAACAUGGUCCAAGAUUUGAAAGGUAAUAUUCGAGUUUACUGCAGAAUCAGACCUGCAUUCAGUUCCGAAUCCAAGAAUGUUGUUGAUUUCAUUGGGGAAGACGGUUCUCUAUUCAUUAUAGAUCCAUCUAAAACACUAAAAGAUGGAAGAAAACUUUUUCAAUUUAAUCGGAUUUUCGGUCCAACAGCUGGCCAAGACGAGGUUUAUCGAGACACUCAACCUUUAAUUAGGUCUGUGAUGGAUGGAUACAACGUUUGUAUUUUUGCUUAUGGUCAAACGGGAUCUGGGAAGACUCACACCAUGAGCGGUCCUUCCGACGGAACAUCCAAGGAUAUGGGGAUCAAUUAUCUGGCUCUCAAUGAUUUGUUUCAAAUGUCUAAUGAAAGGAGGGACAAUAUAAAGUAUGACAUUUAUGUCCAAAUGGUUGAGAUUUACAAUGAACAAGUAAGAGACCUACUUGCAGAGGACAAAACAGAAAACAAAUUAGAGAUCCGGAGCUGCAACGAUGAUGGGUUGAGCCUUCCUGAUGCUAGAUUGCGGUCAGUAAACUCUACCACUGAUGUUCUGACCCUCAUGAAACUUGGCGAGGUUAACCGCGCCGUCAGUUCUACAGCAAUAAACAAUAGGAGUAGUCGUUCACACAGUGUACUUACGGUGCAUAUCAAUGGCAAAGAUACAUCUGGCAACUCCAUUCGAAGUUGUCUUCAUUUAGUAGACCUUGCUGGAAGCGAAAGAGUUGACAAGUCUGAAGUCACAGGAGAUAGACUUAAGGAAGCGCUAUAUAUUAACAAGUCUCUUUCUUGUUUGGGAGAUGUGAUCACAGCACUGGCACAGAAGAAUUCUCACAUUCCUUACAGGAAUAGCAAACUCACACUACUUUUGCAGGACUCGUUAGGUGGACAUGCUAAAACUUUGAUGUUUGCACAUGUGAGUCCCGAAGCAGAUUCCUUUAGUGAAACAGUGAGUACUCUAAAAUUUGCUCAGAGGGUUUCCACUGUGGAACUUGGUGCAGCCCGGAUGAACAAAGAAAGCAGUGAAGUUAUGCAACUUAAAGCACAGGUUGAGAACCUUAAGAUUGCAUUGGCAAACAAAGAAAAUUCAAGACCAAUGUUUAAUAAAACUAAAGAGCCUCUCACUCCAGUAGAAAAAACUCCACUGCGCCUGCGAAGACUUAGUAUUGAGAAUUGCAGCACGGUAAAGACUGACAAACCUGUGAAAGCUGAGGAUAAAACUGGAGCCAAAUCACCUUCUUACAUUCCCCGUUCAAGACGGCUAAGCUUGGAAGGUCCAAGAACUAUUAAAAAAGCAUCAUCUGAUGUAAACAAAACUUUACAGUUUGAGCCAAUGUCUCAACAGAAAUAUCGUCUACAGCAAGAUCCAGAAGCAGUGUCAAAGCUAAAUGGCCAAUUGAGCAAUGGCAAUUCCAGAUCAGAUGUGCAUGUUAAAGCUCCUUCAAGUCCUACAAACAUGUAUCAGAAGAGGUUGAUAAAAGUUGAUAGUGGAGUCCAAAUACACCCUCUUCAACUACCUAAAACACCUGAACAACAAUUGCUAGAUAAAAAUGAUUCAAACCGAAUUGUGCCAACUGACCUUGCUGAUUCCAUAACAACAAAGGCGAUUGGUAGCACAAAUGGAAAAGGAUCCCAGCUAAGAAGAUCCCUUAGAACAAUUGGGAAACUGAUUAAUGGCCCUGAUAAGAAGAGCCAACAAAUUAUGGUUGAAGUGAAGUCACCUAUCAAGAGCAGCAAUCAUGCAAAUCAGAUAAAGUCGCCAAUAGCAGCAAGUGAGAGGAAAAAAAGGAGGCAAUCUUUAACAGGAAUUCAACCAUCCGGGCCUAACAAUUCGCGAAGAUCUUCUCUUGGAGGAGUGAAACCGGUCCCAGUAGCAUAUGAGAAGGAGAGAAAUGCUAGAACACCUCCUCCUGUUCAUUCAGAAAGCAAAACUUCAAAACGGUGGCUAUAGGAGGAUAAUAGGUGCUU
This is a messenger RNA of Trifolium pratense (red clover), 3338 nucleotides long. Its product is annotated as kinesin-like protein KIN-14L. Gene Ontology annotation, molecular function: ATP binding; microtubule motor activity; microtubule binding. The record is from RefSeq and is a predicted model, not a curated record. Lineage: Eukaryota; Viridiplantae; Streptophyta; Magnoliopsida; Fabales; Fabaceae. The transcript has 19 exons. The coding region runs from base 199 to 3321 and encodes 1040 amino acids. Gene Ontology annotation, biological process: microtubule-based movement.